Messenger RNA from Pestalotiopsis fici W106-1, 1347 nucleotides. RefSeq lists its product as uncharacterized. Gene Ontology annotation, molecular function: dipeptidase activity. Bases 1 to 1347 code for a protein of 448 amino acids. The transcript is spliced from 2 exons. NCBI's taxonomy places the organism in Eukaryota, Fungi, Ascomycota, Sordariomycetes, Amphisphaeriales, Sporocadaceae. The record is from RefSeq and is a predicted model, not a curated record.
AUGGCUGAACUUAUGGGUUCAGAAGUUACGGAGGCUAUGAAAGUGGCUGUAUCCGAGGCAAAAUCUCAGCUUAGCAAACUGAACCUCGACAUUCACAGUCAUCCAGAACUCUGCUAUCAAGAACACUACGCGCACGACACGAUUGUCAAGUCACUCGAAAGCCUCGGCUUCCCCACCAAGCCCCAUGCCUACGACGUUCCAACAUCUUUCGAGGCCGAGUAUGGAACGGGUGGUCGGCUCGUUGUCUUCAAUGCCGAGUACGAUGCGCUACCCGGGAUAGGUCACGCUUGCGGACACAACCUCAUCCUAACGGCCUCGGUGGCUGGGUUCUUGGCUGCAGCUGCAGCUUUGAAGCAAUCGGGGAAGCCAGGACGGGUGCGCAUUCUGGGAACGCCAGCAGAGGAGGGCGGCUGUGGCAAGGGACUGCUCAUCAGUCGCGGGGCCUACAAGGGAGUCGAUGCUUGCGUCAUGGCACAUCCUACCAAUAUGACGGCGGAGGGUAAGCCGCCUUCCAAUGGGAUCGUGUACAAUCCUCACGUCGGCACUGCCAUGUUUUCCAUUACGGUCAGGGGCAAGGCAUCACACGCUGCCGCAUCGCCUUGGAAUGGCCACAAUGCUUUGGACGCCGUUGUGGGUGGCUAUGUCCAUGUCAGCAUGAUGAGACAUGCACUGUUUCCUGCUGAAAGGGUACAUGGAAUCAUCACCAACGGCGGAGCCAAGUCCAACAUUGUACCCGACUUCGCCAGCGUCAACUACGGUGUGCGAGCGCCAGGGAUGGAGCGGAUAGCCUUUCUCCGUAACAAGGUCAUUGAUUGCUACAAGGCGGGCGCAGCAGCGGCAGGCUGCGAUAUUGAGCUGGAAGAUCAUACGUCCUACGUGCCAAUGAUCCCAAACAAGGCAUUGGCUGCAACCUUUGCGGAUGCCAUGUCUGACUUGGGCGUGCCAAUGGAGUUUGACGUCAAUACUACCGAGGUCAAAGCAGGUGCGACUGAUCAAGGCAAUGUCACGUUUGUAGUGCCUGCGAUCCAUCCAAAUUACGAUAUCCAAGCGCCGAAAGGGGCGACAAAUCAUACGAUUGGGUUUACCGCCGCGGCUGGGACCGACUUUGCUUUUGAGCGGACGCUGGUAGUAGGGUUGGGGCUUGCACGUUCAGCUUGGGUCGUGUUGACGGAUGAUAAAGUUGCGGAUGAAAUGAAGGCAGAAUUUGAGGCUGAUAAAGAUUCUCGGAGAAGUUUCCUGAGUGAGGAGGAAGAGCUUCAGGCAGUCAUCAAUUACGACAAGGAGUCAUUUGAGAAGGGCGAAGUUCCGAUUAGGCCUGGGGGAAACUGUUCUUGUAACCAUGACUAA